AGGUGGCUGACGGGAGAUGUAGUAACCGCCGCUCUCCCCCGCGGUCAGCGCCCGGUGGCCAAGCGCGCUCUGCUCAGUCCGGCGGCGAGACGAUGGCAGCGGGUGGCUCUUUGCGGAGCCUCAUCAGCCCUUUGCUUCAGCGGCUUCGCUGCGACAGAAGCUCACUCUUUGCCUUCAGCACGGCUGCACAGCAGAGGAGCACAGGAGAUGACUGUGGUCCAGAAGAUCCCCACGAUGAACCUAGACAUCUCCUAGAUGAGAACACUGCAGAGCACAAAAACAUCAAAUUGAAAGAACAAGUUCGUGACUUAACAGAACGAUACCAGAGAGCGCUGACAGAUUCUGAAAAUGUCAGACGGAGGACACAGAAGUUUGUAGAAGAUGCUAAACUGUUUGGGAUCCAGAGUUUUUGUAGAGAUCUGGUAGAGGUAGCAGAUAUCUUGGAGAAGACCACUGGGAGCGCUGUAGAAGGCGAACACAGUGACCCAGCUUCAGCUCUGAAGAAGAUCCAUGAAGGCCUGUCUCUUGUAGAGUCCAAGCUGCAAAGCAUAUUCACUAAACAUGGCCUGCAAAAAAUGAACCCCGUUGGUGGCAAAUAUGACCCCUAUGAUCAUGAAAUAGUGUGUCAUGUGCCAGCAGAGGGAAUGAAGCCAGGCACUGUAGCACUGGUGACUUUGGAUGGCUAUAAACUCCAUGGCCGCACUAUCAGACAUGCACAUGUCGGUGUGGCAGUAGAAUCGCAGGAAUGAGGCGGGCAUGCCCAUUAGAACGCAACACUGUAAUGAACUGAAUUCUCUGUCCAUAUGACUAUUGCUGCUAUGGCAUGUCUUUAUUUAUUAAGUCAUAUUUGUGUUAUUUUUUGGCUUCUCAGGAUGGGUCCAGUUGCCUGACCUUGACUACCAUGAUGUACAGUUAUUUAAUGGUGUUUUUUAUGUAUUAUAAAUCUCUUACAGCUGUUACUCAGAAUUAAGUAGUUUGGUGAUCUUUACUGUUUAUUUUAUUUAUUCAUUUGGAACAUUUCCAGGCUGCCUUCCUUUUGUAGAAUGCCCAGGGAAGUUACAAAUAAAUACAUAAAAUACAGUCACCUAUUAAACAACAAAACAGUUUAAGGUCUUCAUUGUAUUUUGCAUUGGGUUGAAAGGGAAGAUGGAAUUCUAGAAUUCCAGUAAGUGAUUUUUAAGCUUAGAAUUGCUGUGUUUAAACGAGUUCUGCUUUCCCUGAAAUUGCUUUAACUUCUGCUUUCCUGCAUGUAAAUUGGGAAUAGGAUACCCAUCUACCUCACAGAAAUGCUAUGACUUAACACUUGCAAAGAGUUUUGAAGAAUCAAAUACAUGUGCUGUGUACUAUGAUGGGAUUUAUGCACCGUGCAGAGGACUUGGUCUACAUUUUAAAAAUCCCUUGAGUGAUUGGAGACUUUUCUGUCUCUACCUGGUUGUUCCAACCUAUGAAAUGUUUGGAUAUAGAGAAGUUCAUUACUUGUAUAACUAAAAGUUUGAAGGGCCAGAUUGUGGGAGUGGGAGGUUCGAGUGUUUUUAGUUUAGUCCCUUGGAUCUGCACAAAAGGAUCUUCAGUUGUUUUGCUGAGAUGUCGGCCAUUACCUGCCAAAGCAGAUCAUACUGAGCUGGUUGGGCCAAUGGUUUCACUCUGUAUUACGAAACUUCCUGUGCAUCUACUGGAGAUUCAAGCCAAACAUUCUUCUUCAGGAAAUGGUUUAUUACAGUUCUCAAGUACAAUUUAACUUGGCAGUGAUGGAAGAAAAUGAGGACCCCUUACCUGCAAAUCAGAAGUCUUCUUUAUUAUUUGAGCCCUCGAGUAAUUAAUAUGCAAAAAUCUCAGUCUUUAUUGAGGCUACUUGAUUAGGCAGAACAUCUGUACUUUUAAUUAGUGUUCUUCAAUGAUAAAAGUAUCUGAAUAAAUAAUUUGAAGUGUCCUUGAACUAAUUUUAGUAAAGUGGAGGGAAAAUGUUAGACUUGGUUUUUGAGCGUCAGCAGAGACUGGAUGCUAACUUCAUAUAGCAGCCCCUGGUUGAGGCCAGACUUGUUCAAUUUGACAAUAAGAUAGCUGGCUAGUAAAUUUUCUUCUUUGAUCAGUUUUUAUGUCAUGGAGAAGCAAAACAUGAUGGAUUUCAACAUGGUGGAUUCAAUAGACACUUAGGUGCCCUGUAGUGUAGCUCUGAAAGAAAUUCUGUGUUUGAGAUGCUGAAGGAGACCCAGCCCAAUCUUUCCUGAAUCCUUUGUAUAACUACAGCUAAGUGACUCUUAGUGGGGAGAGCUUCAUAGCAAAUGAAUGUCCAUCAAAGUUCUUUUGCUUUACCUAAAUCUGCUUAGAGUUUCUGAUGAAGAUUCCAGUCACUUUGUUGGCUUCCAAACGAUACUUGUGUUAAGUUAGCAUAUGCUGUUUCAGGGACAUCUUUGUAGACUAUUUGAAACUACAAAAAUGAAAGAUCCAGGCUCACUGGUAUUUCUUUUCAACCAUUUUACCCUAUUACAGACACAGUGGUAUUUAAUACACUGUGUUGUGGGGAAGUAGUGGAACUUCAUAUUAGUGUUUUUAUUCGUUAAUUCUCAUGCAUGCAAACAAACUGAAUUCAUGCCCAAGGAAUGUCUGCAUUAUCAAAAUGGAAAUAACAGUUUGGUGUUGAUGGCUUGGAUCCCACAGAGGAUUUCCAUCUGCAGAGCAUAACUUCUUGGCCUCCUGUUGUAGCCCAAAAUGCCCUCCCCAAUGGUGCUUCUCGGAGAUAUGGUCUGUCUCACACACACACACAGAAUAGCAUGAAGGGGGGGUCAGGGGUCUGUACUGGGAGGGGGAAAUUGAUGAUGAAAAUUGCCCUUCUUUCCAUCUGUGGAAAUCCUCCACUGGAUCCAACCCUAUGCGAAUUAUCUUCAUAGCAACAAUAGAGAUUCUGUUUGAACACUUCUGGUCUGUAAUUAAAAUAUAUUUGAUAUGGAUUGUUUCGUGAUUUUUUUUAUUGAACACAGGCUGUAUAAACAAUUAGUCUUCCAGAGUUCCUUCAUUUGAGAAGGCAGCCACUUGUGUGUACAGAACCUGUUUGUAUAAGUAUUGUUACAUUUAACUCAACAAAGUUCUUACGUUGUGACAGGGCGGCCAGGUGGUUUAGAGCAUAGCAGUGUCAUCAAAGCACUGUGUAUUAUGUUCUUCCAAAUAAAGCAUAUCU
Molecule: messenger RNA, 3175 nt
Organism: Eublepharis macularius
Lineage: Eukaryota; Metazoa; Chordata; Lepidosauria; Squamata; Eublepharidae
Gene: GRPEL2
Product: GrpE like 2, mitochondrial
Exons: 4
Coding region: 93-749 (218 amino acids)
Biological process (GO): protein import into mitochondrial matrix; protein folding
Cellular component (GO): PAM complex, Tim23 associated import motor
Molecular function (GO): protein homodimerization activity; protein-folding chaperone binding; adenyl-nucleotide exchange factor activity
Source: RefSeq, a predicted model, not a curated record